AUAAAAGUAAAAUAAUAAUAUAUGAUUAAAAGAUUCGCAACUUUAUUAAAUAAAAACCAAAAUCUAACUCCAUAAUUCUUAUUCAGAACUUCCUCGAAUUACCAAAACAAGAAAUUAAGUACAGGUGAAGCAUCCGUAGUCUUAGCUGAAAAGAUAAAAGGAAUAGCUUAAUAAAACGAUAUAACCGAAUAUGGUACAGUUAUUUCAAUAGGUGAUGGUAUUGCAAGAGUAUUUGGGCUUACAAAAGUUUAAGCAGGUGAGAUGGUUGAAUUCAAAAGUGGUGUAAGAGGUAUGGCUUUGAACUUAGAAACAGAUAAUGUUGGUAUAGUCGUAUUAGGUAACGAUAGAGAAAUAAAAGAAGGCGAUGUAGUAAAAAGAACAGGAGCAAUUGUAGAUGUACCAAUAGGAGAAGCCAUGUGUGGUAGAGUAUUAGAUGCAUUAGGUAAUCCCAUUGAUGGUGCUGGUCCCAUAAAAGGUAGUGAAAGAGCUAGAGUAGAAGUAAAAGCUCCAGGUAUUAUUCCCAGAUAAUCUGUAAAUGAACCCAUGUAAACUGGUAUAAAAUGUGUCGACUCUCUUGUACCUAUUGGAAGAGGUUAAAGAGAACUUAUAAUUGGAGACAGACAAACUGGAAAAACUGCAGUUGCUAUUGAUACUAUUUUGAAUUAAAAAGAAGCCUUUAAUACCGGAGAUAUUAAUAAAUAAUUAUAUUGCAUUUAUGUAGCUAUAGGUUAAAAACGUUCUACUGUAGCAAAUUUGGUAGGAACUUUAAAAUAACAUGAUUGUAUGAAAUUUACUAUUGUUAUUUGUGCUACAGCUUCUGAUGCAGCUCCUUUAUAAUUUUUAGCUCCUUACUCAGGUUGUGCUAUUGGUGAAUAUUUCAGAGAUAAUGGAAAGCAUGCUCUUAUUAUAUAUGAUGAUUUAUCUAAAUAGGCUGUUGCUUAUAGAUAAAUGUCUCUUCUUUUAAGAAGACCUCCUGGUAGAGAAGCUUAUCCUGGUGAUGUAUUUUAUUUACAUUCACGUUUACUUGAAAGAGCCGCUAAAAUGAAUAAAACUCACGGAGCUGGUUCUCUUACUGCUUUACCAGUCAUUGAAACCUAAGCUGGUGAUGUAUCUGCUUAUAUACCUACUAAUGUCAUCUCUAUUACUGAUGGUUAAAUCUUUUUAGAAACUGAACUUUUCUAUAAAGGUAUUAGACCAGCUAUUAAUGUAGGUCUUUCUGUAUCUAGAGUAGGAUCUGCAGCUUAGAUUAAAGCUAUGAAGAAAGUUGCUGGGUCUUUGAAAAACAGACUUGCAUAAUAUAGAGAAUUAGCUGCUUUUGCAUAAUUUGGUUCUGAUUUAGAUGCUCAUACAUAAUCUGAAUUAAAUAGAGGUGAGAAAUUAACUGAAUUAUUAAAAUAGAAAUAAUAUUAACCAAUGAAAGCUGAAGAAUAAGUAUGUGUUAUUUUUGCAGGCGUAAAUGGUUAUUUGGAUAAUCUUUAAACUUAUGAAAUUCGUAAUUUUGAAAGUAAAUUUUUGGAACAUAUUAGAAGUAAUCAUGCCUCCCUUUUAUAAAGAAUUAGAGAAACUGGAGACUUGAAAGAUAAUGAUGUUAAUGAACUUAAAACUGCUAUACCACUUUUCAUUUAAGAAGGUGGAUUUAAAACAAAAAAUAUUUGAGCAAUAUUUAUUUGAAAUAAAUAACAUUACCUAAAGGAAAAAUUCAAAUAUUUUUCUCUUAAUUUAGAAAAACUAUUUCUUUGAUUUUUUAUAUUUUUUUUUUUUAAUGUUUUUUUUUUUGUUAUAUAAAUAAAAAAAGUAAAUCAUAAAUAAGAAAUUUAAUAGUAUAAUA
Ichthyophthirius multifiliis is the source of this 1828-nucleotide messenger RNA. RefSeq names its product ATP synthase alpha subunit precursor, putative. The record is from RefSeq and is a predicted model, not a curated record. The transcript has 6 exons. Gene Ontology annotation, molecular function: proton-transporting ATP synthase activity, rotational mechanism; ADP binding; ATP binding. Gene Ontology annotation, biological process: proton motive force-driven ATP synthesis; proton transmembrane transport. NCBI's taxonomy places the organism in Eukaryota, Ciliophora, Oligohymenophorea, Hymenostomatida.